This is a messenger RNA of Eruca vesicaria subsp. sativa (arugula), 781 nucleotides long. The record is from the annotation of a GenBank genome assembly. Lineage: Eukaryota; Viridiplantae; Streptophyta; Magnoliopsida; Brassicales; Brassicaceae.
UGAUAAUCUGAUAGAGGAACCCACUUGGAUUCAACAAACUGUUUCUUAGUUUUAUUCCUCUACCCAAAAAAAGAACAUAGAUUUUGAGAUCCAAGCAGAUAUGAGCGACACCAACAACACAAGGGAAGGAGAGAGAAACGGUUCUUCAAAACACCAACCACAAGAAGCUCCUAUGCCUUUGAAGGUCAUAGAUUCAUGUCUGAGGCUAAGUGUGAUUCCUCUCAGCGUUGCAACCAUCUGGUUAACCAUCACUAUUCACCAAUCCAACCCUGACUAUGGCAACCUAGACUACAACUCCAUCAUGGGUCUCAAAUAUAUGGUUGGUGUUAGUGCAAUGUGUGGUAUUUAUGCUCUGCUCUCUACUAUUUCGUCAUGGGUCACAUGUUUAGUCUCCAAAGCUUGGCUCUUCUUUGUCCCUGACCAGGUUUUAGCUUAUUUGAUGACAACAUCGGUAGCAGGAGCAACAGAGAUAGUGUAUUUACUUAACAAAGGAGACAAAGUAGUGACAUGGAGUGAAAUUUGUUCUUCUUAUCCACACUUUUGUUCAAAACUCACAAUUGCUUUGGUGCUUCAUGUUUUCGUUCUCUUCUCUUUCUUAUUUCUCUCUGUCAUUUCUGCUUAUAGAGCUUUUAGUGUCUUUGAUCCUCCUUGUGAUUCUCAAACCAAUAGUAGUGCUUAAUUAGUCAGUAUUGAAUCAUGUUUCCAGCUUUGGAAUAUUUAUCUCCAUUUUGCUUUGGUGUUUUAACUUCCUUCUCAAACUAAUAUGAUUUAUUUGUUUUCC